Messenger RNA from Hyphopichia burtonii NRRL Y-1933, 1286 nucleotides. RefSeq lists its product as uncharacterized. The transcript has a single exon. Bases 100 to 1191 code for a protein of 363 amino acids. The record is from RefSeq and is a predicted model, not a curated record. Lineage: Eukaryota; Fungi; Ascomycota; Pichiomycetes; Serinales; Debaryomycetaceae. Gene Ontology annotation, biological process: regulation of DNA-templated transcription. Gene Ontology annotation, cellular component: Rpd3L-Expanded complex; Rpd3L complex; nucleus.
GGUGUACGGGUGUGUCGAUACUGAGUGAAAAUAAGAUCUAGUAAAGUCAUUUAUAAACAAGCCCAAGUUAACCAAUUGAAGUUUAUUAUUAAUAAUCUUAUGAGUUCAGUCAUACAACAUUCAUCUUCGAUUCAUAAUACUUUCAUUUCCACUGUUGACCAUCUACCUUGUGACAUAAUACGGUCUCUUUGGCUAAUACAGGCAUGUAAUAUUGCAGUUGAUAGACAUCGACAAAGGCUACAUGAUUUAUUAUUACAGCUACAGCAUGAUCCAUUGGUAGAUAAGAAGAAUAUUAUAAACCAGCUCAAGUUCCUCAAGCUGAAAAUACAGUCCCUCAAUUUAGAGGCCACUGCCGAAGCAAAGGCUUUGCAUAACCAAUUGAUAACGCAUGAAAUAACACUAAGUGAUGAAGUUGAUGAAUUACGAAAUCUAGCCCAAAAUUCGGGCGUUUUAACAGCAAAUUCAGAAGAUCAGGAUAAACUUCGAGCUCAGCUCAUUGAACACUAUAGGAAAAACCCCCUUACAUCUCAAAAGGAAGCACUUAAAGAACAAGAUGAGAUGGACUCAGUAAAUGCAAAUAAUCAGAAAUUAACUGAUCAAGAAACGAGCAGUGGCAUUAAAUUGGUAUUAAGAUUAUCUAAGGAUAAAACGAAAUUGAAGCUGAAGGGAAGAUCCAGAGUUGAAAUCAGUAAUAGAUCUAGAGGAAGACCCAGAAUAGUAAAACCAAAAACUAAUGAAAGUGACAAGUUGAAAGGAGAGACUAAACCAAGAGGUAGACCCAGAUUAGACUCCAAGCAACAAAUUGCUCAACCGGAGGAACCUAAGGGAAGAAGGAGCUCUUACAAAGUGAGCAAACCGGUUGCUUCAACAUCCAAACAUACCAGAAAGAAAAUAGAGCCAAAAGAACAAGACAGUGAGGUUUACCUAGCAGAAACAGCUGAAGAUGAGGAUAACAAACCUUACUGCUUCUGUCGCCAACCAUCUCUUGGGGGUAUGAUUGCAUGCGACAAUGACGCAUGUCCUAAUGGUGAAUGGUUUCAUUAUAAAUGUGUUGGACUUUUCAAUAGGGUUGAGGCAAUGAAAUAUACCAAAGGUGGUAAUAAAUGGUUUUGCUCUGAUAAAUGUAAAGAAAUUGCAUCGGAAAAACAGAGAAGAAGAAGGAAAAGAAAGAAGAACAAAGGUUCUUAUUAAUGUACAAUAUUAUUUAUUUUAAAUGUAUAUAUAUAGAUUAUACAGUCAAUAAUUCCAACAUACCACCAAUUUCAUUAGCUUCUUUACAUUUUUUG